Molecule: messenger RNA, 3919 nt
Organism: Populus euphratica (Euphrates poplar)
Lineage: Eukaryota; Viridiplantae; Streptophyta; Magnoliopsida; Malpighiales; Salicaceae
Product: phototropin-2-like
Exons: 24
Coding region: 243-3224 (993 amino acids)
Biological process (GO): protein phosphorylation
Molecular function (GO): ATP binding; protein kinase activity
Source: RefSeq, a predicted model, not a curated record
CCCUGUGGCUGGCUGACGUCCAGUUUCUGUGAAUUAUUAAUUAACGAACGAGCUGCAAAUAUGGCUGAUUCAUGGCCGACGAGAAGAGCUAGCUAGCCACCCUUGAAGUCUGAUUCUGUACUGUUGCCGUUGAUCUGAAUUACGUGAGAACCUUCUCAAUGAAUAUUCCCCGCGCUCUAUGCUAUACCAUGCCUUCCUUUAUUGUUUUCUUAAGGUGAUUUCUAAAGAUCAGAAAUUUAAAUAUGGACAAACCAAAGGUGAAUUCUUCCACGGACGAUCAAGCGCAGAGAUCAAUAGAGGGUUUUGAUCCUCAUAAUGAUAAUAAUGUUACUGGCACUAGAUCAAAAGAUGUCCAAGUAGUGGAGGAGGGAUCCGGAUCAUCUCCAGCUACUAAUGCAACUUCUGGUAGCGGCAGAGAGGCUGUGAACAAGCGGAUGACAUUUGAAAGAAAGUCCAAGAACACUUCUGAUCAUGAUGAUUCCAUAACAGAUCAAUCGAACGGGACUGGGACUGGAAAAGAUGAAGAUCAAGGCACCUCAUCCGAUCAUAACAACUCAUCUUCUAUAGGACAAUCCUCCCCCUCCUAUUCAAAUAAGAUACUAACCGGAGCUAGCAUUGCAGAAAGGACUGCAGAAUGGGGAAUAGUUUUGAGGUCAGAUGUAGGAGAACGUAGUUUCAAAGCUAUAGCAACUGGGUCAGAACAGGAGGAUGGAGGAAAUAGAAGCAAAAAAAACUCAUUUAUGGUGGAGUCGACGAGGACAUCAGAGGAAAGCGAAGCAGGAGGAAUCGUUCCGAGGGUAUCCCAGGAGCUGAAGAAUGCUCUGGCAACAUUGCAGCAAACGUUCGUGGUCUCUGAUGCCACCAAACCAGACUACCCUAUCAUGUAUGCAAGCAGUGGUUUUUUUACCAUGACCGGCUAUUCUUCGAAAGAAGUUAUCGGAAGGAACUGCCGGUUUCUGCAAGGCGCAGGCACGGACCAUAAUGAAGUGGCGAAGAUACGAGAUGCCGUCAAGAAUGGGACAAGUUACUGUGGGAGGCUUCUCAACUACAAGAAGAAUGGCACUCCUUUCUGGAAUCUUCUCACCGUCACCCCUAUCAAGGAUGAUCAUGGCAACACUAUCAAAUUCAUUGGAAUGCAGGUGGAGGUCAGCAAAUAUACGGAAGGUGUUAACGACAAGGCCUUGCGCCCAAAUGGAUUGCCCAAGUCUUUAAUCCGCUACGAUGCUCGUCAGAAGGCUAAGGCUUUAGAUUCCAUGACUGAAGUUGUCCAAACUGUCAAGCACCCCAAAUCUCACUCUCGCACUGUGAGCCAUGAAACUUCUGGCAACCUCGAUUAUGUUCUCCCUAAAUCCAUUGAUCUUGGCAAUGUCACCGCACCUGGUAGACUCACUCCGGUUAAUGUCUCUCAAUCCCCCACUACCUUUCCUGACGCUGCCAAAAACUCAAGAAAAUCAUCUCGCAUUUCCUUGAUGGGGUUCAAAUCUAAGUCUACACAUUCUGCAGAAAAGCAUGAAGAACCACCACCUAUUGAACCAGAGGUUUUGAUGACUAAAGACAUUGAACGCUCUGACAGCUGGGACCGUGCUGAAUGGGAAAGGGAUACACGCCAAGGAUUUGAUUUAGCUACCACAUUGGAACGCAUUGAAAAGAAUUUUGUGAUCACAGAUCCUAGGCUUCCUGAUAACCCCAUUAUAUUUGCUUCUGAUAGCUUUCUUGAACUAACAGAAUACACUAGAGAAGAAAUUUUGGGAAGAAACUGUCGGUUUCUUCAAGGACCUGAGACAGAUCAAGCAACUGUCUCAAAGGUAAGAGAUGCUAUAAGAGAACAAAGAGAAAUCACUGUUCAGUUGAUCAACUAUACCAAGAGUGGAAAGAAAUUCUGGAACUUAUUUCACUUGCAGCCUAUGCGUGACCAAAAGGGUGAACUUCAAUACUUCAUUGGUGUUCAACUGGAUGGAAGUGAUCAUGUGGAACCACUGCAAAACCGCCUGUCAGAGGCAACAGAACUACAAAGUGCUAAGUUGGUUAAAGCUACUGCAGAAAAUGUGGAUGAAGCUGUUCGAGAACUUCCUGAUGCCAACUUGAGACCUGAAGAUUUGUGGGCAAUUCAUUCUCAACCUGUCUUUCCACGGCCUCACAAAAAGAAUAGUCCUUCUUGGACUGCAAUUCAGAAGAUCACUUCCCGUGGAGAAAAGAUUGGUCUACAUCAUUUCAAGCCCAUAAGACCCUUGGGCUGUGGUGAUACUGGCAGUGUGCAUUUAGUGGAACUGCAAGGCGCAGGGGAGCUGUAUGCUAUGAAGGCAAUGGAAAAAUCUAUAAUGCUGAACCGUAACAAGGUUCAUCGAGCAUGCAUUGAGAGGGAAAUCAUUUCGCACUUGGAUCAUCCUUUUCUUCCAACACUGUAUUCUUCUUUUCAGACUUCUACACACGUUUGUCUGAUAACAGACUUUUUUCCUGGUGGAGAGUUAUUUGCAUUGCUUGACAAGCAACCCAUGAAAUUAUUCAAUGAGGAAUCUGCAAGGUUCUAUGCUGCAGAGGUUGUGAUUGGCUUGGAAUAUCUUCAUUGUUUAGGAAUAGUUUAUCGGGACCUGAAGCCUGAAAAUAUUCUUCUUCAGAAGGAUGGACAUAUUGUCUUGAGUGACUUUGAUUUGUCAUUCUUGACAUCCUGCAAACCACAAAUUAUAAAGCAUGCACCACCUAAUAAAAGAAGAAGAUCAAGGAGUCAAGCACCACCAACAUUUGUCGCAGAACCAAUAACUCAAUCAAAUUCUUUUGUUGGAACUGAAGAAUAUAUUGCUCCUGAAAUAAUCACAGGCAUGGGCCACAGCAGUGCGAUUGACUGGUGGGCUCUUGGUAUUUUGUUGUAUGAGAUGCUAUAUGGUCGUACACCUUUCAGAGGAAAGAACAGGCAAAAGACAUUUGCCAACAUUUUGCACAAAGAUCUCACCUUUCCAAGUAGCAUCCCUGUUAGUCUUUCUGGCAGACAAUUGAUUAAUGCGUUGUUGAACAGAGACCCGUCCUUCAGAUUAGGAUCGAAAACUGGUGCUAAUGAAAUCAAACAACAUCCAUUUUUCCGUGGAAUUAAUUGGCCUCUCAUACGCUGCAUGAACCCACCGCGCCUGGAUGCGCCUCUGCAAUUAAUUGGAAAAGAUCCGAAGGCCAAGGAUGUUACGUGGGAAGAUGAUGGCGUGCUUGUACAGUCUAUGGACAUGGAUAUUUUUUAAAGGUUUCCGUUGCCGGCUCCCGUUGGAUUGCUUCUGCUCCGCUGCGCAUUAAUCCAGAACUCUCACAAAAAUUGACUAUUUAGAAGGAAUUGAUAUAUAGUUUUUUAUUUUCUUUGAAUUUCCAUGUCCCUCCAGUUCACUUGAACUGGGCUGCUUCCCUUACAACCCCCACCAUCGAAAUCGAACCCAGAUGAUCAAAUUAAUGCAAAUGAAAGUACAACGAAGAACGGCUAAAAGUUAAUAAUCUAUGGAGGUCCUGCAAAGUGGGCAGGUAAAAUGAUCACGCUGAAUCCAUUUGUCAAUGCAAUCCGUAUGGAAGACGUGCAUACACCUUGAGAGCUGGCUCACCGCAUCUUCUUUCUCCAAUUCCACAAGGCAGAUGGAACAGGACACGUCCUCCUUCUGCACCUUCUCAAACCUGCAGGCCACUAGAAGCCGCCGCUGCUGAGACCUCCGACGGCUGCUACAAUACUCAAUAUUCUCUACUGGCUCAAGCCUGCUACUGCUACUAGUGAGUAGUACUACGGUACUAUAUAGAGUCUGUUUAAUUUGACGGAGCGGGAUAAGAAUGCACGUGUAAAAUAUAAUCGUCGCCAUGCAUAUACCUGAAGACUGGUGAGAACACAUCAGUACUGAAAUCAUAUCGUUGCCCCUGGCUAGAUAACUCAACGGCUGCUCUUGUUUCUCCUCCUCUU